This is a messenger RNA of Metschnikowia bicuspidata var. bicuspidata NRRL YB-4993, 1330 nucleotides long. RefSeq lists its product as uncharacterized. Gene Ontology annotation, cellular component: nucleus; SAGA-type complex. NCBI's taxonomy places the organism in Eukaryota, Fungi, Ascomycota, Pichiomycetes, Serinales, Metschnikowiaceae. Gene Ontology annotation, biological process: regulation of transcription by RNA polymerase II; chromatin remodeling. The transcript has a single exon. The record is from RefSeq and is a predicted model, not a curated record. Bases 121 to 1134 code for a protein of 337 amino acids. Gene Ontology annotation, molecular function: transcription coactivator activity; protein binding; chromatin binding.
UCCAUAGACCACCAUUUCUUCCUUGGGUCUUCUUGCUGUUUCAUCAAUCGUUCCUAAUUUCGAAGUUCCACAUUACAAUUCCCAUCUCAAAACUCUUGUGCUUGCUUAAGUUAGCCCUCAAUGACAUUGUUAUACCAGCCCAUCUCAAGAACUUUUGGGCAGCGAGAUGGCUGCCUUACGCCUGUGAAUAAUCAAGAUGACAAACGUUCAAGCUUGAAGUCAAUACAAAAUUCGGCGAUUUCAAACACUCUCUCGUCUGAUUUCAGCUCCACCCAUAAAAUCAUAUCGCCACCAUUAUCGCCUUAUCAAAGAGAAAGCUCUUCGCAUGAUGCGAAUGACGAUAUAGAUGCGGCUUCUGAUACCGAACACUAUCUUGCGAGCAACAAUCCAUUCAAGAUUGAAAACUUCAAGAGUUAUUCCAUGACUGUAGAUCCAUGGACAAAACUAGACUCUCGGUACAAACAGAGACAGCUUGAUUUCUUGAGCCAAUAUUCUUUUGAGGCGCCUCGUGUGGUGUACCUGCACGUUCUGCGACUUUCCGAGAGAAGAGUUGAGAGAAGAAAGAGAGUAGCGCAGCCUACUAGCUCAGACUCAGAAUCAGACUCCAUAGGGGUCAGAACUCGGAAACAUGCCAAAGAGAGUCAUGCUGAAGUCCUCACAAAAGAAGUUGACGCUGAUGUGCAUUCUUCGCCACCGCAAAAAAAGCGCAAAGUAAGAAAAGAGGCAUCGUAUGCCGGUUCGCCUUUGGCAGCUCAGCAAGCCGCGUUGAUUGAUGAGUCCAUUCCAGAUUAUUCUCCUGACGCCCAUGCAACUUUGCCCAAAGGCAAUACCCGCGCUCUUAAAAUUGAGUGGAAGGGCCAGCCCAUGGACCUACGCAAUGAUCCAAACUUGGACAAGCUACAUCCCGCAGAGGUCGUAUUGGCAUCUACGUUGAGAUUACGUUGCAAUGUUUUCCUUGAUUCCAAGAGACGAUUCUUUUACGAAAAGGUCAACCGUUUGCGCAACAACAUGCCCUUCAGAAGAACGGACGCCCAGAAGGCUUGUAGAAUUGAUGUGAACAAGGCCAGCAGACUCUUUGCAGCUUUCGAAAAGGCCGGGUGGUUGGAUGAUAAACACUUCGAAAAGCACCUUUGAGUCGUGCUCACUUUCUGAAGACUUCAAACUUUCAUUCAGUUCUAUCUACGGUUUAUUUUGUGCAGCCUGGUUUGGAAGGUCACUGUGAUUUAUUUGUUUAAUUUUUCUUCGUUGUAAUUUUGCACCUCCAGCAAAGUCAGACUUUCUGCUGGAGAUCCAUUACGCUAUUUGGUUUAUAUUCUUUUAUCUAUUGGUU